Gryllus bimaculatus (two-spotted cricket) is the source of this 1846-nucleotide messenger RNA. Lineage: Eukaryota; Metazoa; Arthropoda; Insecta; Orthoptera; Gryllidae. The record is from the annotation of a GenBank genome assembly.
AUGUGUCAAAUGCUCGAUGUGUCGGGGGAACCUCCGCGCCGCCUGCCUCGUUCCACAGAACGGGGUAUGGCGUUCACCCUGGAGGAGCGUCAGAUGCUUGGCAUCCAUGGCUUGAUCCCCCCUCGUUUCAAAACUCAAGAAGAACAGGUGGAACUGUGUCGUCUCAACUUGGCUCGCUACACAGAGGACCUCAACAAGUACAUUUAUCUAUGUGGAUUGCAGGAUCGCAAUGAAAAAUUAUUCUACAGAUUGCUAUCAGAAAAUAUUCAUGAUUUGAUGCCAAUAGUUUACACUCCAACUGUUGGUUUAGCAUGCCAGAAAUAUGGGCUUAUUUACCGUCGACCUCGAGGAUUGUUCAUUUCAAUUCAUGACCGUGGCUUUGUAUAUGAUAUUCUUAAAAACUGGCCAGAAACUGAUGUAAGAGCAAUCGUUGUUACUGAUGGAGAGAGAAUUCUUGGACUGGGAGACCUUGGGUCUUAUGGAAUGGGCAUUCCUGUUGGUAAACUGUCAUUGUAUACAGCCCUUGCAGGAAUUAAGCCUCACCAAUGCCUUCCCAUAACUCUUGAUGUUGGCACAAAUACCCAGCUACUUCUGGAUGACCCCUUGUACAUUGGUCUUCGGCAGAAGAGAGUUAGAGGUCAAGAGUAUGAUGAUUUUAUAGAGGAAUUCAUGCAAGCUGUUGUGAAACGAUUUGGACAGAACACACUGAUCCAGUUUGAAGAUUUUGGCAAUCAGAAUGCUUUCCGUUUACUUGAGAAGUACAGAAAUCAGUAUUGCACCUUCAAUGAUGAUAUUCAGGGAACAGCAUCAGUUGCAGUUGCUGGUCUUCUUGCAUCAUUACGCAUCACGAAGAAGAGGCUUUCUGAUAAUGUUAUCCUCUUCCAAGGAGCUGGAGAGGCAUCACUAGGCAUUGCUGGGCUUUGUGUCAUGGCAAUGAUGAAAGAAGGAACAUCAGAACAAGAUGCUCGGGAUAAAAUUUGGAUGGUUGACUCAAAGGGAUUGAUUGUUAAAAACAGACCCUCUGGUGGACUUAAUCAUCAUAAAGAAGUGUUUGCUAAAGAACAUGAACCUGUUACUGAUUUAGAAGAAAUUGUGAAGCGGAUAAAGCCAUCUGUAUUAAUCGGUGCUGCAGCUGUAGGUGGUGUAUUUACUCCUGAGAUUUUGAGAGAAAUGGCAGCCAACAAUGAGCGUCCAGUAAUUUUUGCCUUGAGUAAUCCAACAACUAAGGCAGAAUGUACUGCUGAAGCAGCAUACACUCACACAGAUGGCAGAGGCAUUUUUGCCAGUGGUUCUCCAUUUGAUCCAGUCACAUACAAUGGACAGACAUUUCACCCAGGACAGGGCAAUAAUUCUUACAUAUUUCCUGGAGUAGCGCUUGGGGUAAUUUGUGCUGGGAUUCGUCACAUCAAUGAAGAAAUUUUUCUUAUGUCAUCCUCAGUUUUGGCGGACUUAGUUAGCGAGAAAGAUCUUGAACAAGGUAGUCUGUACCCACCUCUUACUACUAUUCAAGAUUGUUCAUUAAAAAUUGCUGCCAAGAUUGCUGAAUAUGCAUAUGAGCAAGGGAUGGCAUCAACGUUCCCCAAACCAGAUGAUAUAAAAGCUUUCAUUAAGGCUCAACUAUAUGAUUGGCACUACAGUUCUUCCCUCCCAAAGACAUAUUCAUGGCCCAAAUUGUAAAGUUUCAUUCUGAAGUCAUGCGUCACAUAAUUUGGUGGACUGGCGAAUGCACAAUGCAUUGAACCAUAUUGCAAAAUUUUUGCAGCACACAGUAUAUCUUGUAUGUAUUAUUUUAAUUUAAUUUGUAAUUUUAAGUGUUCUGUAUUAUAUAAAUAAAUCUUUCUUGUAA